Molecule: messenger RNA, 2273 nt
Organism: Penaeus chinensis
Lineage: Eukaryota; Metazoa; Arthropoda; Malacostraca; Decapoda; Penaeidae
Product: testicular acid phosphatase homolog
Exons: 9
Coding region: 38-1207 (389 amino acids)
Biological process (GO): dephosphorylation
Molecular function (GO): phosphatase activity
Source: RefSeq, a predicted model, not a curated record
UCCGACGUGGGAACCUCAGUCGCAGCUGGUCGGCAGAAUGAGGUGUCACAGACGAAAUUCCUUCGCGUUUUUAGGCUUUUUUAGUGUAUUAAUCCUUCUCGGAUAUGGCCAAGAGGAUACGGAAUCGCUGGAGCUCGUGCAGAUGAUGUAUCGGCAUGGAGACAGAGCCCCAAUUACGUUAUAUCCAAACGACCCCUAUAAUGCAACAAUAUGGCCAAAUGGGCUUGGUCAGUUAACGAAGAGAGGAAAGGCCAUGCAAUAUGCACUUGGCCGAUGGCUAAGGAAUAGAUACAAAAACUUCAUAAGUGAGAAGUGGAUCCCAGAGGAGGUAUACGUCCGUAGCACAGACGUCGACCGCACACUGAUGUCAGCCGCUUGCAAUUUAGCCGCACUCUAUUACCCCGAGAAGCCGGCCCGUUUUGAAGAGGAUGUGGCCUGGCUUCCAACGCCCAUUCACACGGCUCCACUUUCGGAAGAUUUGUUAUUAAGUGUAGACCAGAGUUGCCCCAGGAUCCAGAAGGAGCUGGUGCGUCAGGAGGAACUGCCGGUGGUGAAGAACGUUACGCAGGAGAGCCAAGAACUAUUCCAGUUCUUGACGGAGAAGUCUGGCCAGAACGUGACGACUAUAUUGGACGUUGAUUACUUAUACGACACUCUGCGGAUAGAGGCAUUAUAUAACCUCACACUGCCUGACUGGACCCAUGAUGUCCUCCCAGCCAUGAAAGAACUCUCCGACUUCAGCUUCGAAAUUGUGGCUUUGUCCGAGGAACUGAAGCGGUUAAGAGCUGGUCCAAUAAUUGGAGAAAUGGGCAAAAAUAUGCGCGAGAAGGUGGCCGGAAACACCCCACAGCAGAAGAUGUUUAUGUAUUCAGCCCACGACACCACCUUGGCACAGCUUCUCCUUGGCUUGGGCGUAUUUAACAAUGUGGCUCCACCCUAUGCCACCACGUUCAUCAUUGAACUUCACAAACAUAAUGAGAAUGAACAUUAUGUCAAGAUGUUCCUCCGCAACGACACCAAAAUUAUUGACCCGCCAUAUGAGCUCCACCUGCCUGGCUGUCCUGAUCCGUGCACCCUUGACGAUUGGCUAAGCAUCACAAGUCAGGUCGUGCCAGAGGACUGGGCUGCCGAGUGCAAAUCUGAUGAUGACGUGGUUGAAAUGGCGACUGAGACAUUAAUUGUGCCAACCGUCCCCAAGGAGUUUUAGCAGAAACAGUGAUCAAUCUCCGCAGCAGUCUUCCUGGGUAUUCUUCUCCUUCUUCUGGUCAUCUUCAAUAUCUGCCAGUGGAAACAAUCAAAGCAUUACAACUACCAGGUCGUCCCAAACAACUUUACGUAGAACUAGGUUCCUCGGGGAGUGCAAACCUGAUGCUUGCUCACACUGGAGGAAGGAAAGGCUUUGUGAAGUGGAAUCCGGAGCUUUUCAUAGAUGAGUGAAUGCGGUUUCGAGGAAAGGAUUAUAUCAGAAUUUCAAUUUGUGGACUUUGACUCUUGUGAUAAUAAUAAGAAAAAAUAGUCCACCGUGUUUUGCGUCAGUUAAGUGGGUACGACAUGUUUUCCCAUCCUGGAAUGAAAAGUUUGUAAAUGUUACUGGAACAUUUCAUUUUUCUCUAAGUCAUUUUUUAGAAGUGUCGCGAGAUUAUAUAUUUCUAUAUACAUAAUGCAGUGAAUGAGAUUUUAUUGUAAGUUAACCUUUGUGCCUCUUUUAUUUAGUCUGCCAAAUGUAGCUGCAAGUAUUUUUUUAAUGUGUUCCUUUUUUUCAUAAUUGUAUAGUUAUAUCAGUGGUAUUAUUGAAAUUAAGUAUGGAUGGUGAUAAAAAAGUUACCUUCUGAAAUUCCAGAUUUGUUCAUAUAAUUAUUAUGUAUAUAAUUGAUCAUUAAUUUUCUCCUUUUAGCCAUUCAGUGAAAGAACAAAGUCCAUUUAAAGUGCCAUUGAAACUUACUCAUAUUGUUUUAGUAUAAUUGAUAAAUGCUAGUAAGUUAAAUUUUCCAUUACUGUCAUACAGUGAGGGGGUUCCAUGUAGGUUUUUCCACAGCAUUACAGGAAAUGCUGAAGUCUUUCAGAACUUCAUUAUGCAAUGUUGUUUCUAGUGAUCAAAACCAGUGCCAGUGAUUGUUGCUAGUGUUCCAGAAGGGGAAGGGGUAUUUGCUGUUAGUAUUUUCACUAGCUCACUCUCUCUCUCUCUCUCUCUCUCUCUCUCUCUCUCUCUCUCUCUCUCUCUCUCUCUCUCUCUCUCUCUCUCUCUUCUCUCUCUCUCUCUCUCUCUCUCUCUC